AUGUACAUUAAACAGAUCAUCAUCCAGGGUUUCAAAUCCUACAAGGAGCAAACCGUCAUCGAGCCCUUCUCGCCCAAGCACAACGUCAUUGUCGGCCGCAAUGGCUCGGGCAAGUCCAACUUCUUCGCCGCCAUCCGCUUCGUGCUCAGCGACGAAUACACCCAGCUCAACCGCGAGGAGCGCUCGGCAUUACUCCACGAAGGCGCAGGCUCAGCGGUGAUGAGCGCGUAUGUGGAGGUCAUCUUCGACAACAGCGAUGAGCGUUUUCCCACUGGCACCAAGGAUGUCAUCUUGCGCCGGACGGUAGGCCAGAAGAAGGACGAGUACUCGCUGAAUCGCAAGAACACCACCAAGCAGGAGAUCAUGAACUUGCUGGAGUCAGCCGGUUUCAGCAAGAGCAAUCCUUACUACAUCGUGCCGCAAGGUCGCGUCACCCAAAUCACCAACAUGCAAGACCCGCAGCGUCUGGCGGUGUUGAAGGAGGUCGCGGGGACGGAAGUGUAUGAGAAGCGUCGCGCCGAGAGCCGUCGCAUCAUGGAUGACACAGAGCAGAAGCGAGGAAAGAUUGACGAGACCCUUGAUCACAUCCGGCAGCGGUUGGGAGAGCUGGAAGAGGAGAAGAAGGAGCUUCACGAGUUUCAGGAGAAAGACAGGGAGCGAAGAUGUCUUGAAUACACCAUCCAUCGCCAGGAGCAGGAUGCGCUGAACGACGCCAUGGAGAAGCUGAACGAAGAGCGGGAGAGUGGGAACGAGAGGACGGACGAGAAUAGCGCGCAGUUGCAGCAGCAAGAUAUUGAGCUGGAAGCGAUUGACGACGAGAUGUCAGAGCUACAACAGCAGCUGAGGAUGCUGCAAGAGGAGAAAGCGCAGCUGGAGACAGACAGGAAAGAAUCGGCCAAGGAGAAGGCGAAGAUUGAGCUCGAUGUUCAAUCUAUGACCGACAACCAGUCUGCAGCCCAGCAAGCUCAAACGCAACACGCCGCCGAACUCAAGGACGUUCAAGCUCAGAUUGCGCAGCGCGAGAAUGAACUCGCACAGCUGCUUCCGCAGUACACUGCCAAACGCGCCGAAGACAAGACAGCUCGCCAGGAACUGCAAGAUGCUGAGCAGACCAUUCAGCGGCUCUAUGCCAAACAAGGUCGUCAAGCACAGUUCAAGAACAAGCGUGACCGUGACGCCUGGCUCAACAGCACCAUCGCCGAUAUCAAUGACUCUCUCGCCACCCGCAAGGCCAUCGUCAUGAACAGCAAUGAAGAGAUAGCAGAGCUCGAGACCCAGAUCGGACAGCUUGAGACGGAGAUCGCAACACUCCGCUCCCGCAAUGAGAAUCGAGGAGAUGAACAGCAAGGCUUGUCUGCAGAGGUUCAGCGCGCAAAGGAUGAACAACACCGCCUUACCGACCGCAGGAAGGAGCUUUGGCGCGAAGAGGCCAAGCUGACUUCGGUCAUUGAGAACGCGAAGCAGGAGCUGGACAAGGCGCAGAGCUUCCUCCAUCGAAUGAUGGACCAGUCGACGUCCCGAGGCUUGCAGAAUGUGCGGAGAAUCGUUCAGAAGCACAACAUUGAAGGCGCUCACGGCACCUUGGGCGAGCUGUUUGAGUUUUCCGGCAAGUAUCAGACAGCGAUCGAAGUUACGGCGGGCACCUCCCUCUUCAACUAUGUCGUCGACGACGAUGAGGUCUCUACUCGGAUCACUGAGAUAUUGAAGAAGGAGAAGGGCGGCAGAGUUACGUUCGUGCCUUUGUCGAGAAUCCAGAACAGGGGCGCUCCCAACUUACCCAAGGCCUCCGACGCUGUGCCGUUACUUUCGAAGCUCAAAUACGACGCGAUAUACGAACCGGCGUUCAGGCAGGUAUUUGGCAAGACCAUCGUCUGCCCGAACCUGCAGGUGGCGGCGCAGUAUGCUCGCAGCCACGGCGUCUCAGCCAUUACUCCUGACGGCGAUCAGAGUGACAAGAAGGGUGCUCUGACUGGUGGUUGGCACGAUGUCCGCUCCUCUCGCAUCGACGGCCUCAAGCGCGAAAAGACAGCCCGCGAAGAGUGGGAGAGCGCCACGGAGCGCAAGGCUGAAGUUGUCCGCGAGGUCGACGAGGUCACGCAGCUGAUCACGAGGUGUCUUGGCGAUGUUCAGCGGGUAGAGCAGAAGCGGAUGCAGCUUGACAAUGGCUACGCACCCCUGCAACAGGAGCUUCAACGGCGCAAUGAGGAUCUGAAUGCGAAGAAGGACGAGCUUGAUGCUAAGAUACGCCACCGUGAGAAUGUUGAGGGGACGGUGCACGAUCUGGGCGAGCAGUUGGCCGGCUACCAGACUGAGUUGGCAGGUGACUUUAAGAAGGCAUUGUCAAACGAAGAAGAGCGGCUGCUGGAGUCUACGAACGCAGAGCUGUCAGAUUUGAGGAAAGCUGCCAACGCAUUAUCGGCGGAGAGAGGCGAGCUAGAAGGCCGGAAGAGCAUGCUGGAGUCAGAGUUGCGCGAGAACCUCAGGCUGCGACUGGACCAACUGAUGGCUGCCGGUCUCGAUGCCAGUGGAGAUGGCAACACACGCGGCAGUGGAAAAGGUAGCGCAGCAACCAGACUAAAGGAACGGCAGCGCGACCUCAAGCGCGUCUCUUCCGCCCUCGCGAGCCUGUCCAACGCGCUUGCGGAGAACGAAAGCAGCAUCGAGGCAGCCCAGGAGUCCCUCCAGACUACGAUCCAGAAGCACGAAGACAAGAAAGCGAGCAUCGAUCGCCUACGCACAGCCAUCGCCUCUCACCAGAAAUCUAUCUCAAAAGCCGCCAACAAGCGCUCUCUUCUCUCGUCUCGUCAAGCCGAAGUUGCUCUCAGCAUUCGCAACCUGGGCGUACUUCCCGAUGCCGCCAUGAAAUCGGACAAGUACCUCAACAUGUCCGCCGCAUCCGCCACGAAGAAGCUCCACGCCGCGCAAGAAGGCCUCAAGAAGUUCGGUCACGUGAACAAGAAGGCCUACGAGCAGUUCGCGCAGUUCGAGAAGCAGCGAGAUCUCCUCGAAGACCGCCGCCGUGAACUAGGCAAAAGCGACGACGCCAUCCGCGACCUCAUCGAUGUCCUCGACGCACGCAAAGACGAAGCCAUCGAACGCACGUUCCGCCAAGUCAGCCGCGAAUUCGCGGGCAUCUUCGAACGUCUCGUCCCUACCGGCCGCGGCAAGCUAGUGAUCCAGCGCCGCUCCGACAAACAAGCCAACGCCCGCAACGGCGAGGACGACAACGACAACGACGGCGAAGCCGAGCGCGCCGGCGGCGGGGGCGUGGAGAGCUACACCGGCGUCGGCAUCUCGGUGUCCUUCAACAGCAAGCACGACGAGCAGCAACGCAUCCAGCAACUCUCCGGCGGACAGAAAUCACUCUGCGCUCUAGCCCUCGUGCUCGCGAUCCAGGCUUCCGACCCAGCCCCUUUCUACCUCUUCGACGAGAUCGACGCGAAUCUGGACGCGCAGUACCGCACUGCUGUGGCGGAGAUGAUUCGUAAGAGCGCUAACGGGGAGGAGGGCGCGAGUCAGAGUCAAGGCGGCAGUGGAGGGGGAGGAGGGCAGUUCAUUUGCACGACGUUUAGGCCGGAGAUGGUGUUGGUGGCGGAGAAGUGCUAUGGGGUGAGUUAUGCGAAUAAGACUAGUGCGAUUGAUGUGGUUAGUCGGGACCAGGCGCUGGAUUUCGUUGAGGGGCAGGUUGGGGGACGGUGA
Messenger RNA from Saxophila tyrrhenica, 3699 nucleotides. It is a transcript of the gene SMC3, whose product is annotated as Structural maintenance of chromosomes protein 3. Gene Ontology annotation, cellular component: mitotic cohesin complex; chromosome. Bases 1 to 3699 code for a protein of 1232 amino acids. The transcript has 2 exons. NCBI's taxonomy places the organism in Eukaryota, Fungi, Ascomycota, Dothideomycetes, Mycosphaerellales, Extremaceae. The record is from RefSeq and is a predicted model, not a curated record. Gene Ontology annotation, molecular function: protein binding; ATP hydrolysis activity; ATP binding. Gene Ontology annotation, biological process: mitotic sister chromatid cohesion.